AAAGAUAUAUUUUAAAUGUAUUUAAACCAUUUCCAUGUAGUUCUUAUGUAAUGAGUUUCAAGGUAUGAAAACAUAAAGAUAAUCAAUUAUCUUAUUUGAAUUCUACAGGAAUUAAGGUUGUUUACAUAAAGGUGUGGAAACUAUGGGAUAACAUUAAGCAAUUCAAUUACUUCCAAGGGCGAAACUGUCUUACAUCCUAAUGGUAGUGAUCAAAAAGUACUAAAAUGGGAACGGACAACGUUUCGAUGGACUCAAUUUUGGAUGCAGUCCAAGAAAUGAAAAGGCAACAGAAAACUGUAUGGCAACGUCUAAAUUCACUUACCUUAGUUGAGAAUUCCAAGCAAACGAUCAGACGACUGGAAAAUCUGGAAGAACAUGUACAAAACUUAGAGACACAGUGCGAUAACAAUUCUACCAAACUGACCGAUAUUAAUCUACUAGUUCAUUCUUUGUUAGAAGUAGUAAACAAAUUUGUUGUUGCGGUAGAAAAUCUUCAAGACAACAGAACUUCAGAAAAGACGAAAAAUCUAUUAGAUACAACAGAUAAAAGAAAUAAUAAAAAUAGAAAUCAUUCUACAACUACUUGUUUGACAAAUAUCAGUGUACCUGUAAGAAAAGAUUCGGACGAGACUGAAAAUAGUAGAAAUGCCAAAUUUGAUCAGCCUAUUUAUAAUAUGAAUUCAGAACACACAAUUAAACCCGACAUAUGUAAGACAAUGUGUCCAUACAAAACAGAUUUAUCAAUAGACGUUUACAACGUGUCAAUUUGUAAUGAUUUUUCGAGAAGAACGCAUAAAGAUGACAGUAAGUAUAUUACUGAUGCUGAAGAACAUCGAUGCACAUGUGAUGAUAAUGGUCAAUUUGCAUGUAAAGAAGAAGACAAUGUGCCAAACAAAGACAGAAGUAUCCAUACAACUCACACCGUACAGCUUUCAAAAAACAGCAUGAAUUGUACUAAGCCGAAUAAAAGGUGCACCAUCAAUAAAUUUGGAUAUAAAUGCAAAAGUUGGAAUAUACAAAAUGAUAAUCGUAUGAGCUUUCAUGGUACUUCGCCAAGAUUUGAAGGUAAUGACUUUCCAUCUUCUACUUUUCAAGUUCCAGUAGAAUGCUCACCAGUACCUAAUAUUAAGCAAACUGAGAAUUUUUCUCUCGAAACAAAACGCAGAUUCAUGUCACUGAAAAGCGAUUCAACUGUAAAAGACUGUGAAGAUGAAUGUGAAUUGAUUAAUUUACCACAAAUGAGUACUAGAUGUACAAAAAAUGACUUUGGAUACAAAACCACAAGAUCAGAUAUUCAAUAUGAUAACCGUGUGAGCUUUCAUGGUAGUUUAGCAUGUUUUGAAGGAUGUAUAAUUUCAUCUUCAACAAUUGAAGUUCCAGAAGAAUAUUCACCAGUACCCAAUAUAGAGCAACCUUUCAUUCAUCAUACCAAACCAAAUGUUGUACCGUCAGAAAGUUUUAGUCGACCUUGGAGUGAAACCGAUUUUCUUACGGACGCCGAAAGGAAUGGCAACGAUGACACGAAACAGCCUCGGACAAUAAGAGACUGGUUGGGACAUCUUCAGCAGGUUCUUGAAUACAGUAGAUGCAGACAAAUUGCAGGUAAAAGAAGACAAGGAAGAGGGCGCCACAUUACACUGGUUUUAGACAUUUCUGAACGGAUGAAAGGACGAAAAUUUGAAGCCAUGAAAACGGCUGCUGUUCAGUAUAUUGAAGGCACUAAGCAACAUGCAAUUGUUGGAUUAGGUGAUAAUAUCGGUCUUGCUGUUUUUGGUGGACAGAGUCAACUCAUUCAAGAGACAACUAAUGAUUACAGUUUGAUAUUGGAACAAAUAGCUCAACUACAACCACAAGGAAAUGCACCCAUUCUUGGAGGAUUGAUAAUGGGACUAGCUGGAGUUCUAUCAGGUCCACUGGAUCGAAUAGGGGAUAAUCCAUUGCAGGGACAUAUGAUAAUUUUCACGGAUGGAACCUCUGGGCGUGUUUUUCCAGAUUUUGAUACAGAUGUUGGUAUGAGCCGUCCCUUUGUAUUUGGAAAUUUCCGUGGCCGUCCAGAGACUCAUAGCGUCCUAGAGAUGAUAGGUAGCACCCAAACAAAAAUAUAUUAUGUUCCAGUUGGAGAUGACAUCAAUAAUCCUACUUUAGAAGAAGCAGUUAGGCAGACACAUGGUAAAGUUAUACAAACCAGUGAAAUGCAUCGUUUAAUCAGAAUGACUCAAGUAAUGGCUGUGGCAUCACAUAUUGCUUCAGAAAUAAGAAAUUUUCCAAGUAAACAGACAAGGGAUGUCAUUAAAAGGAAAAUCAGAGAGGCAUCAAGUCAGGACGAUCCACAUGAUGACUGUUUAGAUAUGGUUAUGGAUUUUAUUAAUCCUCUAAGUCAUGAAAACGAAAAAGGAAUGUUUUUGGAACUGAACCUAAGUACCUUGCAACUUGGCGAUAGGGUUCGUCGGGGACCUGAUUGGUCGUUUGGUGAUCAAGAUCGUAAUCUUCCUGGAACAGUCGUCGGUCUUAACGGAGGUGGUACAAUUUGGGUAGAAUGGGAUCAUGGCGAUAAAAAUGUAUAUGCGUAUGAUGAACAAAGACACCAUUAUAAAAUUAUGAAAGUGAAUGAACCCAGAAAACUUGUUGAUGGGAUUAUCGCCGUUGGUUGCAGAGUUGUUAGAGGACAAGAUUGGAAGUUUGACGAUACCGAUGGUGGACCAGGUAGUAUAGGAACUGUUUUAGAUGUAAGAAGAGAAGGCAAUGUUGUGGUAAGAUGGGACUGUAAACGAACAUGUCUGUAUAAGAUGGGAUGUAAAGGGCGAUUUGAAAUUCGUUUGCAAGGUGAUAACGCCCAAACUAGUCGACAAAACAGGAACCGAAUGCCAAGACGUCGGCAUGCAAGACGCCUAUCAAUGUCAGACGAGGAGGAAGAAUAUGUAUCAUCUACAAAACAUGCUAGCGACUACGUCAUUCCAAUAUAUUCAGAUUCAACAGUAAGCGCUAUUUGGGAGUAUAAAGACGGUUCAUAUUGGAAGGAGUAUCCUGAUGAUAUAAAUGUAAAAAUAGAAAGGGCUUACCAGAGAAAACAAAGGAAAACCAUUAUCGAAAUGGAUCGUACUACGUUUGAAGUACAUUUUUCUGAAAUGGAACAGGAAAACCCCAAAAACAAGACAAAAGUAACAGUAAGAAGAAGAGACUGAUGAUAGCUGAUGGAAAACUUUCAGUGUUAGCACUAGUCUUUUGGAUGAAGACAACCUAGAGGCAGUUAAUCUAUGAACCUGAAUGUUUAUCGUGUCUGUUCUCGUCCAUGCGUCUGUUUUUUGGGCAAACAAAAUAUACUAAC
Mytilus californianus (California mussel) is the source of this 3325-nucleotide messenger RNA. RefSeq lists its product as uncharacterized. Gene Ontology annotation, biological process: protein ubiquitination. Bases 225 to 3182 code for a protein of 985 amino acids. Gene Ontology annotation, molecular function: ubiquitin-protein transferase activity; metal ion binding. The transcript has 23 exons. The record is from RefSeq and is a predicted model, not a curated record. NCBI's taxonomy places the organism in Eukaryota, Metazoa, Mollusca, Bivalvia, Mytilida, Mytilidae.